UUGAUGCUAGUGCACAGGUUCUUGAUAGGUUAAGGAAAAGAUCUAAGCCAUCGCUCCCGAAUCCUGAUGAACUUGCUGCAUUCCUUGAACAAUCUCUCGCAGAUGAUAUAAAGAUCCCCCUUCUCAGGGAUGAGUUUGAUACCUUCCUCAUACCUGAUUUUAAAGACCCAUGCACAGCUGAAGACCUAGAGAUUCUAUUUCGUGUCAGCAAUGCUGAGAGUGCUUAUUCUUUCAUUACUAGUGUGCUUGGCUCUGCAAUUAUGACCUCCUCACCUCCACUUGAUGGGACUGAGUAUUCAUUUGUCACAUUUUGGGACAUCAAUAUUCGAAGAUUUCUUGAGACUUUCUUUUCAAGUGGUCGUUCUGUCCGAAAUACAAACCAACACAUGAGCACUAAUAACAUGUGUCCAGACUUUGGUUUCAUUCUAAACCAAGUGUGCCCAUUUAGGGGGGAGGAAAAGGCUCCUCAUAGUAGGGAAGAGGUGUGGACUGAGCUUGUGGAUAAAAUUGAAUGGACUUAUGAUCCAGCUCCAUAUGUCUUGGGUUACUAUGCUAUUGGACCAUCAUUAACCUAUGUUGCUCUUUGCCGGCCACAACUUGGAAGCCAUAAGCCAGAUAUUAUCACCAUUGGAACUGUUGACUUGAGUCUGAGGAAAGAACGUAUCUGUAAUUUGCAAAUACUCAUAAAUUUAUGCACUAUCAUUGAGCUGAUUCGGGAUGUAAUAGGGUGGCGCGAAACUGCAGAGUUCGUCCCUAUUGAGAGAGAAAAUAAAACAAUUUGUAUAACUGGCACAAGCAUCAAAAAGACUUACCAUGGUCCAGAUGGUGAACAGUGCAUCCAAAAACUCCGGAACAUCUAUAAUAUGCUCAGAAGCGAACAUGUGCCAAAUGUUGAUGAUCUUAUUCUUUCAUAUACAGAUAAUGAUCGUGGAUGUGUAGCAUAUCUUGCACCCAAAGGAAUGAGUGUUAGACCAAAUACCCAGAAGGAGCUGCUGGAAGCUAUUAUCUGUGUCCUCGAGGCACUAAGUGUUAUGCAUGAAGCUGAGAUGCCUAUCUUUCAUAGAGAUAUAAGGUGGCCAAAUAUAGUACGAUUGCAUGGGUCACAAUGGAUGUUAAUUGACUGGGAUGAUGCUUCCAGUAUGCCCACUCGUGCUGCAUCACAUCUUGAACGUGCAAACCAUGCACCUGAAGUGUUUAAUGAUGAUCAUAAAGGGGAAGUUGACAUUUGGAGUGUGGGAAAGCUAAUAAAAGAUGCAGCUGUAUGGAUUCUUGACCUGUCAGCUGAUGUUGUGGAAAGAGGCAGAUGGAUGUGGGAAACAAAACCAAGACCAACUGCUGUUGAUGCUUUGAAAGCAAUACAGGAUGUUUAUAGGACAAUGUGUGAUCAAAAAAUUUAA
This is a messenger RNA of Paraglomus brasilianum, 1397 nucleotides long. The record is from the annotation of a GenBank genome assembly. NCBI's taxonomy places the organism in Eukaryota, Fungi, Glomeromycota, Glomeromycetes, Paraglomerales, Paraglomeraceae.